Molecule: messenger RNA, 1533 nt
Organism: Rhodofomes roseus
Lineage: Eukaryota; Fungi; Basidiomycota; Agaricomycetes; Polyporales; Fomitopsidaceae
Product: pyridoxal phosphate-dependent transferase
Exons: 2
Coding region: 102-1313 (403 amino acids)
Biological process (GO): amino acid metabolic process; biosynthetic process
Molecular function (GO): transaminase activity; pyridoxal phosphate binding
Source: RefSeq, a predicted model, not a curated record
CGCAGGGAGUAGUCAAUCUGGCAAGUAUCCUUUGACCGGCCGUCGAUGCCGCGCGAGAGCUGAUAGACGGCUUCACACAGAGCGUAGCGGAGAAUUCUCUGAUGCAACAAGAGCUGUCCGAGUACCUUGAGAACGCCUUCUCCCUAACAGACACAGAUCUGACCUAUGGUGACGGGCUCACCGGGAGCGCACGCCUCUCCGGUGCGCUGUCCACCUUCCUGAACGCAUACUUUCGUCCGCAUCGGCCGGUGCUUUCAGACCACCUCUUUAUAGGCGCCGGGGUCAUGUCCCUGCUGGACCAGGUCGUCAGCGUGCUGGCAGACCCCGGCGACGGCGUCCUGAUCUCGGUGCCCUACUACCCAGGCUUCGAUCCCUGCAUCACGCUGCACAACGGCGUCGUCCCAGUGGGCGCACAGGUUCCGUUAGACAAGAUGCUGACGCUCGGCGAGCUCGACUACCUCGAGGACGCGCUCCGCGCAGCCACUCGCCGGGGAGUCUCGGUCAAGGCUGUCCUCCUCUGCAACCCGCACAAUCCACUCGCGCGCUGCUACCCGCGAGAGGUAGUCGAGGCAUACUGCCAGUUCUGCGAGCGCCACGGGCUGCACCUCCUCGCGGACGAGGUCUUCGCGCUCUCCGUCUUCGCGCCGCACGGCGCCACGCCCCCGCCUCAGCCGUUCUACUCCGUGCUCGCGCUCGAUGCCGACCGUCUCGGGGUCAACCCAGCGCGGUUGCACGUCCUCUACGGCAUGUCGAAGGACUUCCUCGCGAACGGGCUUCGUGCGGCCGUCCUCGUCUCACAAGCGAACCCCGACGUCUUGCAGAGCCUCCUUCCCGCUGCGCCCUUCAUGGUUGUCGCGUCGCCAACGGCCGUCCUCUGGGCUACACUCCUCGAGGACAAGUCCUUUCUUACUGCCUUCCUCGCCGAGAAUAGCCGCCGACUAUUCGCGGCGUACGAGCGUACGGCGGCGUGGCUCGCGUUCCACGGCAUCCCGCACGCGCCCGCGUCGGCGGGACAUUUCCUCCUCGCGGACUUCCGGCCUGUGCUCGUGGACGUCGCGCGCUACGGCGCGGCGCUGACGAUCCACGCGGGACAUACAUUGGAGGAGCGCGAGCGCGCGCUCGCGACACACCUGCUCGCGCGCGGCGUGGCGGUCAUGCCCGGCACGGCGUGUCACCUAACGGAGGGCGGUUGGUUCCGCCUCACGUUUGCUCUUCGCGAGGAGCAGAUGCGCGUCGCGUUCCGCCGAAUCGAGGAUGCGCUUGGAUGGGACAAUUGGCAGCCGCGGCGGUCGGACAUCGGACCCCAUUUGUAGCUAGCACAGAACACAGAGCAGUGUGCGCUUGUCGUUCUUGUAUGGUCGGCAACGGAGAUUAAGAACAGCGCGAGGAUACCACCUGCGAUGGUGAUGUUGAGCACUUUUUCCAAGACCAUACGAAGCAUUCUGCAUGACAUGCCAAGGGGGAGGCGUGAUCAAGUAGGCAUUGCAAGCUACAUUCGACUUCCCAGUCCAACAAGCCCAUUCAGUUUCACCU